UGAAAUUUAAUUUGGGUUUAAAUACAUGUAUAAAAUGUUGUUCUUUUGCUAACCUAGCUGAAAUAUUGUUCGAAAAUAGCUAUAUAUAUAUAUGUGUGUGUGUGUGUGUGUGUGUGUGUGUGUGUGUGUGUGUGUGUGUGUGUGUGUGUGUGUGUGUGCGUGCGUGCGUGCGUGCGUGCGUGCGUGCGUGCGUGCGUGCGUGCGUGCGUGCGUGCGUGCGUGCGUGCGUGUGUGUGUGUCGUUUUUUAUGUGUGUGUUGUUGAUUGCUCUAUAAUUGCUCGUUUAAGUCAAUAGCAAUUGUUUUUGUUCUAAGAAUGAUUACCUGAUGAUACCGUUUAUUUAGUAUUUAAUUACUUCCUGAGCUGAGAAACAAACGUCUGAUCAUAACCCACAAGAAUCAGGAAGAUCGAGUAUCGUUAUGAAUAAGCGACUGCUAAUUGGAUUGUUCAAACGGAAUGUAGGCCCAGAAAUAAACAUAUACAAACAUAAAUAAGGCGGCGAUGACGGACGAGUGUCAGGCCUUUAUUGCAUGCCCGUUUAGAAUGCUUAGCCUGUGGAUUACCAAUUGCAAAAAUAGCUUGGAGAAAUAUGGACCGAUAGGAAAACAAACGGCUGUCGUUCGAAUACAGAUUAUUAUUAAUAGUUAUUUGCAUACACUUGUGAGACAGUGGAUAGCAGUUUACAUAGGUCUUGUGCAGAAAGACAUAUCAGCAGCAUAUGGCGCGAUAAUAGGUGGUCUUUUAAGUCAAACAACGCCGAUUAAGUUUUCAUUACCUAAGCAGUACAUCGAAAGUGUCAGGCGACUUCAGCUUAAACACUGUAUUCGAAGCGAAAGCAUGGAAACUUACGCUUAUUACGAGAAUGACCGAAUAUUUGACUUAUACGAGAAUGAGUCGAGGGACAAGUACGAUAUAGGACAGGACUUGUAUGCUCUAUUGGACCAAAGUGAUGACCACUUCAUUCCCGAGGACUUCAGUCACGGUCUCAAGGUUGUGUUGGCGGUGCUGUACAGCUUCCUGUCCGCAGGCGCGCUUGUAGGGAACGCCUGCGUCCUGGUGGUGAUACUGACACAUCCAGCCAUCCGAACCGUCACCAACACGUUCAUAGUGUCCCUGGCGGCGAGCGACGCUCUAAUUGCCGCCUGGAACAUGCCGCUCCAGCUCGUGUUCUACGUGCGUAACGAGUGGGGCCUCGGGGAGGGCAUGUGCAAGGUGACCAGCUUCGUACAGGGAGUCAGCAUACUGGCCAGCAUCCUCACGCUGACCGGAAUCUCCAUAGAGCGGUAUUACGUCAUAUGCAACCCCAUCAAGGCCCGUCACAUCAGGAGCACGCGUACAGCUUUGGUCACCGUGCUGUUGCUAUGGCUGGUCGCCAUGGUUAUCAUGAUCCCGAAUUUGUGGAUCCAAAGACUUGAAACUCGGUUGGCAUGGCAGCACGGCGAGGAUCCUCCGAUAAAAAUCGUGCACAUCUGUGUGGAACAGUUCCCCAAGUUUGUCUACAAUGUCGCGUACACAUACGGACACUUCAGCGUUCUUUUUCUCGUGCCAGUAUGCGUCAUGAUCUACGCGUACAUCCGGAUGGGACGGAUACUUUGGUACCGGAAGUACAUAGGCGAACCAAUUUUCGCCACGCAGAUGAAGGAUAAGAGGGAGGAACAAAAGAGGAACAUUGUGCGCAUGCUACUGGUCAUCGUGCUAUGUUUUGUCAUCUGCUGGUUUCCGUUUUUCGCGAUACACUUGGUGUUAGUGCAUUGUAAACUCAACAAAACCUUCCGCGUUCUUGUUUCGUUCGCGAAAGCGUUCGGGUAUUCCAAUUCAUUUAUAAAUCCCAUAAUUUACUUCUUUCUGAACGCAAAAUUCAAUCGCGUCCUCCGCAAUAUUUUACCGUGCAAAAACUUUUGCAAUUUGAGAACUAGAACAGCUCGAUAUUCCAGAAAACCAAAUACACAGGUGUCAACGGCAUAA
Messenger RNA from Dreissena polymorpha, 1964 nucleotides. RefSeq names its product QRFP-like peptide receptor. The transcript has 2 exons. Gene Ontology annotation, molecular function: neuropeptide Y receptor activity. Gene Ontology annotation, cellular component: membrane. NCBI's taxonomy places the organism in Eukaryota, Metazoa, Mollusca, Bivalvia, Myida, Dreissenidae. The record is from RefSeq and is a predicted model, not a curated record. Gene Ontology annotation, biological process: G protein-coupled receptor signaling pathway. The coding region runs from base 501 to 1964 and encodes 487 amino acids.